Molecule: messenger RNA, 223 nt
Organism: Oldenlandia corymbosa var. corymbosa
Lineage: Eukaryota; Viridiplantae; Streptophyta; Magnoliopsida; Gentianales; Rubiaceae
Source: the annotation of a GenBank genome assembly
AUGAAGACAAUGCUCAAGUCUUUACGAGCCAACCAACAUCAACUGGAGGCAAGGUUGAAAAACCCAAUGCCAAAUUCACAGGAGCAAUCCAAGGUGGUAUCACUUCACAGCGGAAAGAAACUCACUCCCACAAGUGAGGAUCUAAGCCAAGCACCUGCAGAAGUACCUGAGGAAGCUGAAGACAUCAUUGACCUUAUUAAAGAAAAAGAAGCAUGGAACGCGA